Aspergillus nidulans FGSC A4 is the source of this 2690-nucleotide messenger RNA. Its product is annotated as neutral/alkaline ceramidase. NCBI's taxonomy places the organism in Eukaryota, Fungi, Ascomycota, Eurotiomycetes, Eurotiales, Aspergillaceae. Bases 433 to 2604 code for a protein of 723 amino acids. Gene Ontology annotation, biological process: ceramide catabolic process. The transcript has 4 exons. Gene Ontology annotation, molecular function: N-acylsphingosine amidohydrolase activity. The record is from RefSeq and is a predicted model, not a curated record.
CAUGCUGAAGAUCGCCGCUGCCUUCAGUGCGCAUUUCUCCGCACAAGGCCAGGAGAUCAGCAGAUGACCCUCGCUUCUUGAGAAAUCCUUCUGUUUACGGCGCGGAGCUUUCGUAGUGCACCAAUCAAAACGCAUCAGAAGGAACGCGAAUGCAAUCUGAACCGGGGGAUAAGCAGGUUCAGGCUUCGAUGCUAUCUUCAACAAACUGAACGCCAAUCACGCAUUCCUGCCAUCCGCCCUCACUCAACUCAAGAGGGGCUUGAAAAUCCUCCGGCCCGCGUUCAGGCACAGUCAAAGCUCAGUCCUCGGCCUUGCGCUGAUCAAAGGCAUUUGAGCAAGAUAAAUAAGCUUAGUCCGCCCUACGUUGCCGCUGGGUGGUAGUCUUUAUUGCCAGUAUCUGACAAGGCGGACGUCCUCGUUGGCGACUGAAAAAUGGCGAAUUUCAGACUCUACCUUGCUUUUGUCGGAACUUUCAUCUUCGCCGUGGUAUUGCUGCAACUGAUCUCCGUUCUUCAUGGUUUCGACGACUCCCCUGUGCUCGAAGCUAGUCUGCAAUGGCAUGAUCGGUCGUCAAACUACGUUGGGGACGAUAGCAUCUUCGUUGUGGGGGCCGGAAAGGCAGAUAUAACUGGUCCUGUUGUCGAGGUAGGGUUCGGUGGAUAUGCCGACCUCGACCAAGUUGGGACGGGUCUACGCCAAAGGCUGUACUCGCGAGCAUUCAUUGUGGCAAACCCUAACAACCUCGAGCAGACCUGGAUCUAUAUAGUCCUUGACACCCUGACCGGAGACACUGGGGUUCGAGACGGGGUUUUAAAAGGUCUCGCCGAACUGGGAAGUGACUACUCCAGACAGAGCUACAAUGCCAUAGUUGACGGCGUACUGUUAUCCAUCCGGAGAGCCCAUGAGAGUCUUGCGCCUGGGCGCCUUACUUUCGGCACAAUAGACGUCGAAGACGCGAACAUCAACAGAAGCCCAUACUCUUACGAUGCCAACCCUGAAGAGGAGAAGGCGCGGUACCCUCACAAUGUUGACAAGACGCUAGAACUUCUGAGAUUCGACAGAGAAAAUGACAACAAAACAAUGGCUGUCUUGACGUUCUUCCCUGUGCAUGGCACGUCCCUUUACGGCAACAACACUCUCGCCAGUGGAGACAACAAGGGAGUUGCUGCGUGGCUUUUUGAGAGAAGCGUACAGGAUGAUUCAAGAUUUGCCAAUGACUUCGUGGCUGGCUUCUCUCAAUCGAAUGUUGGCGAUACGUCUCCGAAUAUCCUCGGGGCAUGGUGUGACGAUGGAUCCGGUGAAGAAUGCCGAUACUCUGACAGCACAUGCGGAGGACAAAGCACCACAUGCCAUGGGCGCGGGCCAUUCUUCCGUGAGGACAGUUACGGCGCGAAGAGCUGCUUUGAGAUUGGACGCCGUCAAUACUCGGCUGCCAAGGAAUUGUAUAGCCAGAUGGAGACCAACGCCAUUCAGAUUCGUAAAAGCUCCCAGGUCAGCUCGUUUCAUCUAUUUGAGGACUUGAAGGGCUACACUUUUCAAUCACCCUUCAAUUCCAGCACUCUGACCACAUGCUCAGCUGCUCUGGGAUUCUCCUUCGCUGCGGGGACGACUGACUGGCCUGGAUAUUUCGACUUUACUCAGAAUGACACCACACCUGCAGAGCGUAACCCUCUCUGGUAUAUAGCUCGUGGAUUUCUUCACACUCCGACGCCUGAGCAAAGGAAAUGCCAAGAACCUAAAGACGUCUUGCUGGAUGUGGGAGAGAUGAGUCUUCCUUAUGCUUGGACUCCGAAUAUAGUAGACAUACAACUCCACCGUAUUGGGCAGCUGAUUAUCGUGACCUCCACGAGCGAAGUUACGACGAUGGCCGGACGGCGGUGGAGAGAGGCAAUUGCAAAGUCGGCAAGAGACAUUCUCUCAAUAUUUGACCCUCUGGUAGUCUUAGGGUCUCCGGCGAACAGUUAUGCGCACUAUGUGACUACCGAGGAGGAGUAUAGCCGGCAGCGCUAUGAGGGAGCCUCGACACUUUACGGACCCAACACUCUGGCAGCAUACGUUAACCUGACGCUGACUUACCUACCCUAUCUUGAUGAGUCCGCGGCAGCGGGUCAAUAUCCUGAGCCAUCGGGGAUUGAGCCGCCAAUCAACACCGAAAAAUCUCUGAGUUUCAUUCCUUCCGUCGUGUACGACGGUCAUCCGAUUGGUAAAGCGUACGGGGAUAUUAUCACGUCCGCUGGGAAUACCAGAUAUGCACCGGGCGAUGUAGCAAGCGCCACUUUCAUCGGUGCCAAUCCAAGGAACAACUUGCGGCUAGAAUCAACUUUUGCAGCUGUUGAGCGACAGACAGACGACGGGCAUUGGGAAACAGUGCGGACUGACAGCGACUGGAGUCUUGUGUAUCGGUGGAAGAGGACCAAUACCGUCUUAGGGCACAGUGAGGUGACUCUGCAAUGGGAGAUAGAGGACGACUACUACGCCGUGGGUAGUCCUCGGCCUGUGCAAGCUGGAGUCUACCGAUUCCAUUAUUACGGAGAUGCUAAGGGCCUCAAUGGGCGAAUUGAAGCAUUCGAGGGUGUUGACGAGCCCUUUACGGUCGUUGUUUGAGCAUCGCAUGAGCGAGGUGAUUGUGACGAUAAUGAUGUCCAUGCGAGCUUUUAGCAGGACUCGAUCUUAAUAAUAUGCGUUAUUGA